This is a messenger RNA of Symbiodinium pilosum, 1635 nucleotides long. The record is from the annotation of a GenBank genome assembly. Lineage: Eukaryota; Dinophyceae; Suessiales; Symbiodiniaceae.
AUGACCGCCUUGUAUACUGCUACCUACACAAGCCUACAAGCACCAACAGCCACCGCAGAGCUGGCGGAGCUUUCAGAGCAGUCGCAGCAGCUGGCUCAAGCCAAGGCCACCCUGAAGGACGAGUUCGUGGAAGACUUCGCUGCGGAGCUCCGGAAGGAAGUUGUUGCGGUCCCGGAAGGGUCUUUGAAGCCACAGGCAUAUGACAAGCAAGACAGUACCUAUCAAGCAGCACCUUGGGCAGUCAUGGGCAAUGAGAAAGACGAGAAAGGGCCAAAGCGAAAAGUCGACGGCUCAGGGAUCUCCGUCAAGGCCCUCAAUGUCAACCUCGGUGUCCUCGGCCACAUCGACAGCGGGAAGACGUCGAUAUGCCUGAAGAUCAGAUGGACGCUAGACAGCUUCAAUUGCCCUGUCCAGUCGGUCACCUCGACAGCAUCCAUGGACAAGAGCAAAGAGGUCCACGUGAUUUGGCUCAUGACACUCUUGUUGCUUUUCAGUCCGCCGGAUUCGACGCGAUCCAGUGGUGCCUGGUCGAUUGCCCCGGCCAUGCCUCUCUGCGGCGCCCAGAUUAUCGACCUCUGCGCCCUCGUCAUUGAUGUGAACAAGGGCAUACAGACCCAGACGGCUGAGUGCAUGGUGGUUGCCGAAAUCCUGGCCAAUCAGCUGGUCGUCAUCCUGAAUAAAAUCGACAUGAUUCCCGCUGAAAAGCGGAAGAAAAUAUUGGACAAGGUCAUCAAGGAACUCAGAAAGACCUUCGCCAGAACGAAGUUCGGUUCCGACCUUCCCUUUGCUUGUGUGUCAGCACAUCCACAGGAUGGCUCUGAGCCUUUGGGUGCCACCGACUUGAUGGAGGUCAUCAAGACCAACCUUGCUCUUCCUCAGCGAGACUCAUCGGGACCGUUCAUGUUUGCCUACGACCAUGCUUUUGCCAUCAAGGGGCAAGGCACAGUUCUGACAGGAACUGUGCUUUCUGGCGCUGUGAAGCCCCAGAUGGGCAUUGUGGUGCCGCAGCUCGGUGAGGCAGGCAAGGGCAAGAAGGUCAGAAGCUUGCAGAUGUUCCGACAGCCGGUGCAGGAAGCCAUCCAAGGCGAUCGCGUGGCCAUGUGCGUUGCAGCCUUGGACGCCAAGGAGCUGGAGCGGGGCAUCGUGCUGGGUGAAAAGUUUCCAGUCCCGAUGGUGAUCUCGCUGGCACGUUUCCCAGACGCAGCCGUGUGCGUGGUGGACAAGAUCAACUACUUUAAGAGUCAUGGCCACUGCCCACUUUUUCUGCCCCUUCCCGGGGGCGGCUGGUGCAACGCCUUCGGCGCCCUCGAGGAAGUGGGCAUCCUGCCGGCUGUGUUCUUGCUGUGGCAGAUCUUUGCAGUUCUCCAUGCCGAGAGGAGCUUGUUGCUGACAGGGACAGGUGGGCGCGUCUCAAAAGUAGUUCUCAAGUUUGAGACCUUGCGGGUCGACCCGCAAUUUUCCUUCCUUCGGUUCGAGAACGGCGUCAUGGGCCCGCACUAUGGUGGAGUUCGCAGGAAGAACGUGGAAGUGGGUACCAAGGCAUCCAGUUUCCCUGGCUUCCUUGGUGACAGUGUGAAAGUCGUCACAGUAGAGCGCCCAACCACCUGCUUGGAGCUGGGAACCAGUUUCGUUUGA